UUCCGGUCUUCUUCAACUUCAUUUCGAAUCGUUCCACUUUGUUCUCAAACGCCGGAUAGACAAGCCUCUGAAUUUUUUGUCGUCGAUGCGUUAAUAUCGCAUUUGGUCAUUAGUCAGUCGUUCUGUCGCCAAUAGACGCGGGAUCAGCUGCCGCAGUUCCGAGGGCUGAAAAGUUUCCCACGAUUUUCGUCAUUUCCAAAGAAUUGUUCCAACGGGAUGUUCAACAGACCGCAGAGUGCGGCUACCAGACAGGAGGCUGAGAUGAUGAACAAGGCCCAACGGGCCAUACACGGAACCACGGACAUCUUGGAGAAGCUGCGUCUGCUCUGCCUGGCCAGGGGUGCCAACGGCAUCCUUGGUUUGGGUAGAUGCUUUCGACGAAUGGACGACGACGGAAACAAACAACUGAGCCUGGAGGAACUCAGCAAUGGAAUUCGCGAAACUGGGCUUGAUUUAUCGGACGCAGAAAUAGCGGAGAUGUUCAAGGCUCUCGAUACCGAUGGAAGCGGCGGGGUCAACGUUACGGAAUUUCUUGUGGCAGUCAGGCCGCACAUGAACGACUCGCGCAAGAAGGUUGUCGAGCAGGCAUUCAAGAAGUUGGACCAAACCGGAGAUGGAAAGAUAACGGUGGAGGACUUGAAGGGUGUUUACAACGUGAAAUCUCAUCCACGUUACAUGAGCGGCGAGGAGUCCGAGGAAAGCAUUCUCAACAAGUUUCUCGAGAACUUUGAACAAGACGCGACUAAGAAUGGAGUCGUUACCGAAGAGGAGUUUAUGAAUUACUACAGCGCGAUCAGCGCCAGUAUCGACCACGAUGCAUACUUCGAUCUCAUGAUGCGUCAAGCGUACAAAUUAUAGAUCCUAUAUAUCUAUAUAUCUGCAAAAGACACAAUCAUUUUAUACACGCAUUUGUGAGUUGCUGUAUCAAAUGUUCUGUUCGUAAAUUAUUACAAUAUGUCAAAAGAAAAAGACAUUUUUUCAUAUAAUAAUACCCCGGAGCUAGGUUGUGUUAUUAUUAAUUACCUCCAAAAGUCUAGACUAACCUGUGAUUACAUAUUUACCGGCAUGUUAUUAUUUUUAUUAUUAUACUUGUUUACUGCGUAUAAAGUGGAAUAAAAUAUGUAUUCAUAAUUUA
Neodiprion fabricii is the source of this 1135-nucleotide messenger RNA. Its product is annotated as calcyphosin-like protein. Lineage: Eukaryota; Metazoa; Arthropoda; Insecta; Hymenoptera; Diprionidae. The coding region runs from base 217 to 858 and encodes 213 amino acids. The transcript has 5 exons. The record is from RefSeq and is a predicted model, not a curated record. Gene Ontology annotation, molecular function: calcium ion binding.